Molecule: messenger RNA, 5879 nt
Organism: Lytechinus pictus (painted urchin)
Lineage: Eukaryota; Metazoa; Echinodermata; Echinoidea; Temnopleuroida; Toxopneustidae
Product: geranylgeranyl transferase type-1 subunit beta-like
Exons: 7
Coding region: 192-1259 (355 amino acids)
Biological process (GO): protein geranylgeranylation
Cellular component (GO): CAAX-protein geranylgeranyltransferase complex
Molecular function (GO): CAAX-protein geranylgeranyltransferase activity
Source: RefSeq, a predicted model, not a curated record
GUCCAUCUCUUGAAGGUGCAGGUCAAGUUCGAAUGUGAGUUGAAUUUGAUUAAGGUCAAAGGUCAAUGAACUUUCCAUGACUGGCACUGUGCUGUGUUGUACACACAAUAACUUUCUAUAGCUUCGAGGUGGGAUCGCCAAACUCGUAACAGAGGUCCAUCUAAGUCAUAUAGCAUACAUGUAGUUUUGACAUGCAGUCUCUUCAUGACUGCAAUAUGCAGGUGAGACAACGCUUGGCGUUUGCCUUGUUUAUUAUGGGUUUUAUACUUUUAUUCUACAGACUAACUGUUGCUUUCUUUGCAUUGUCUGGUUUGGAUGUUCUUAAUGCUCUGGAUGUGAUUGAGAAAGAGAAAGAGCAAACCAUCAACUGGAUAUACUCCCUUCAAGUAUUGCCAGAUCCUGACAAUACAGAUGAGUCAUUAUCAAGAUGUGGUUUCAGAGGAUCCUCCACCAUUGGCUUGUCUUUUAAUCCAUCUGAGAAAGACACUGCCACCUUCCAUCCCUAUGAUUGGGGCCACGUAGCGAUGACAUAUACGGGCUUGGCGUCACUACUUAUCCUAGGGGAUGAUCUGUCUCGGGUUAACAUGCCGGCCAUCGUUGCAGGUCUCAAGGCUCUUCAGCUUGACGAUGGAAGUUUUUCAGCUCUAGAGAACGGGAGUGAGAAUGACAUGCGAUUUGUAUAUUGUGCCUGUUGCAUCAGUUAUAUGCUGCAAGACUGGAGUGGAAUCAACAAAGAAAAAGCUGUUCAGUUCAUUAGAAAUUCACUGACUCAUGAUUUUGGUAUAGGGCAAGGUCCAGGGCAAGAAUGUCAUGGUGGUACAACGUUUUGUGGGAUAGCUUCACUGGUGCUGAUGGAUCAGCUAGAACAUGCCUUCACAGAGAAACAGAUAGAUAGAAUCAAGAGAUGGUGUCUAUUCAGGCAACAGACUGGCUUCAAUGGUCGUCCAAACAAGAAGACAGAUACCUGCUAUUCCUUCUGGGUUGGAUCAACACUCAAGCUUUUAGAGAUUUUUGACAUGGUAGACUUCAGAUGGAAUAGGAACUACAUCUUAUCCACUGAGGACACCAGCAUGGGAGGCUUCUCCAAGUGGCCCGACUUCCACCCCGACGCCCUACAUGCUUACCUUGGACUAUGUGGUUUAUCUAUGAUGGGAGAGGAGGGCUUGGCUCCAAUACACCCGGCUCUCAACAUCACUCAAAGGGCCGCAGACCAUCUACACAGUGUGCACACUAAAUGGAGGAACAGCUCUGAUUCGUGAUGAUUUAUCCACCCUCACACAGGAUAUGAUUUGUUAUUGAAUUUAUCAAGUGAUAACUGACACUGCGUCGUUGCAACAUGUUUUAUUACUGAACAGCUCCUCUACAUUGAAAAGAUCGAUAAUGUCAACUGACAUCCUGGGGAGCGUUUCAUCAACAUUUUCGUCUGACAAGUUGUCAGAUCUGACAACUUUCCUUGAUUCUGAUUGGCUGACAAGCACUGCAACUAUGGUAACUGUCUGAUAAAAUGGGACUUGUCGGAUAAAACGUCCGACAUGUCCUUUCAUGAAACACUCCCCAGAUGAAGGAGAGGCUAGAAGGGGCCAGAAGUGUAUGGGAGGAGCCAGAUGGUGUAGGAGGAGUCAGAGGGUGUAGGAGGGGCCAGAGUGUGUAUGUGGGGCUAGGGAGGCUAGUAACCUUUAGUAUGCAUGCCCUUCCGGUUCUGGGGCCCGUUGCAGAAAGAGUUGCAAUCAAUCGCAACUCUAAAUAUCAUGCGCAACUUGAUUUUCAACCAAUCAACAGCGCGCAUUUGGGACUUGCGAUCGAUUUUUUGACUUGCGUUUAAACGCAACUCUUUCUGCAACGGACCCCUGGUCAUAUAAAGCUCUUUUUGGUGAGCAAUUAUUAAGAAACACAGGGUAACAAAGAAACUUCUUGUGGGUUGUACUUUGUUAAACAACAUUAUGUACACUCAAUCAAACUACAGAACUGUAAUUUUGAUGAGAUUUUAAAAAAAGGUACUAUUUAUGUUUCAUUUGAGUUCUAAGAAUGGUUCAAUCUACUCUUUGGUUGGAUGUAGAAUGCAACUCAUUCCUAGGUUGCAGACAAGGUACAUUUAAUUACUAGUGCUAAUUACUAGGGGACAAUAUAAAAAAAGAUUAAGCUGUAUCACAUUAAUAUUGAUAGAGCCUUUGUGGUAAAACCAACACUAAUGAAAGGGAGAAAAUCUCUUUUUAAUCGAUUUUCCACUACGUAUAAACAUUUUUUUUAUAUUGGGCUUUCUGCAUGCAAAAUGAAAUAAGUAAUUAGUAGGCCUACAUUUGUAUUAAAAAAAGAAGAUAUAUACCUUUAUAAAAUAAGUGCAUGUAGUUUAGUAGAUUAUAUGAACAAAUAAUUUUAUCACAUGUUCAUCAUUUUGUUGUAAAGUGUCAGUAGCAUAUGUUGUUUGAUGCAAUAAAUUAUAUUUUUGCUGAAUGCAUAAUGUGAUCAUUUUUGUGAGUUACAAACAAAUAUAUUAUGCAAUUUAUAUUUUGUAUUUAUUAUCAAGAUGAUAUGUUUUGGACAUUCCUAAAGGCUUGGUCCCACUGCACUUACGGAUGCAGUGAGGAUGUAAAACAGAAAAGAUUCUUGCCAUCUGUUGGAAAACGUUAUGUAUCCGUUGUGUAAUCUUUGCAUGUACAUGUUUCAUACGCUCAAUAGUCUACAUCCAUCGAGCAUCCAUCCACUGUGAUUUCAUUGUUCGCCCAUUUUGUCCAUUGUCUGGAGUGGAUGAAAGCAGAUGAAUACAUUUUGUGUCCGUCGGCCAGUGGGGCCAGGCCUUAAAUCGUAAGCUCAUGAUUAUCAAGGGAUCAAUAUUUUUUGCCAUUAAUACCACCCUGAUAUUAUUCUCAACAUGACGGCCAGUAUGUUUACUUGAUAUGGUUAUAUCACUUUCCAAGUUCUAUUAUAUUUCCUCUUUGUUUACAAAUUUAUCUGUUAGAAGAUUAAGAAAUUGCCAGUUUUCCGAAUAUGUGAUACUGGAUGGGUAUCUAAAGGUGCAUUAUAUUGAAUUUGAAGUUGCCCCCCCCCCCCCUUCCUAAUUACAUGUUUGCUGAAAAGAACGCACUUUUCAUCUUGUAAAGGUUUGAAAACGGAUCAUUUUGUGCUCUAAAUACAACACACUCAUUGCCAUAUACUUUUGGGGUGUUGCAAAAUAACUUGCAAUCGAUUGCAAGUCAUAUUUGGGUCCCAAAAUCAAUCAUACCGUUGGCGUUCAUCCGAACCGUCGUAUCAGUCAAUUUUGGACCCCAAAAAAUAUGAUUUUGAGAUUUUUGCAGAAAAUGAAAGGACAAGUCCUUUUCUAUAUAGAACUAAAUUUCUAUGCAGCAAUUUAUUCAAGUUUUUGAGAUAUCGGGAUUUUCACGGCGAUACCAUACAAUUUUUUAUAAAAUGCGCAAAUCCCAUUGGAAACGUGUACUGUAACAGGGUGAUACGAUGUUUUGACUGACCGCGAUUUCAAUGCGCACGGUCAGCCAAACCUUCGUAUCGGCGCUGGGCACUGCAUUGACUUUGCACGUGAAAUAAGGAUACCAAUGUCAAGCAAUUGUCUUGGUCUUUCCAAUCAUGUAUUUUUCUAGCAAGGAAUAUGUUGUAAGGGUGGGGAACUAAGUGUGAAAAUUAUGGUUAACUCUGAAGUCGAUUUUCUGUGAAAUGGAUUGCAGCGUCGUACGUGUGAUACAACGGUUCAAAUGACCGCUGACGAUAUGUCUUUCAGUAAAUCAUAAAAUGUUAGUUGAUUGCUCAUCUGUUUCUUACAACAGGGAGUGUUAAAUGAUUUUCUACAGCUGAAAUCUAUCAUUUCUAAAAUUGCAUUAGAAAUUUGCAUUUGAUUGGAACUAUUUUUUGCAGCACUCCCUCAGAGGGUAGCUCUCAUAUAAAUAUCAACUUACAUUUGCUUCCUAUACAUGCAUUAAUCAAGGCCUGAUUUAAAAAAAAAGGAUUCUACAGUAAUUGAAGAUUUCAUCAUUCUUUUUGCUGUGAUUAUGUACAUGUAUAUCUAACCCUCAUUUGUCUCAAAUCUGACUUCACCUGGGUUGCGUAACACAAAGGUUAGAGAUUGAUCGUACGCUUGAUUUUCAUGAUUGAACGUACAUCGUAGUCAAUGCAAUCAAUCGUUGAAAAAUGUUGUACGAUGAUUGCUAAGCUUUGUGUUAUGGGCCCCCGGUUUGAUGUGAAAGCCGAUGUAUUAUGCCUAGCAGUUUGGAAACUGAAUCCCAGGUAGUGGUGAAAGUGUGCUGGCAUGCCAGGAUUUGAUUACUCGGAUAAUAUGUCUGUAAAAACGUUUUGAUAUACUCAUUGCUAUACAAAUGCAGAUAUCAUGAACUGCUGUGGUCAUGAAACAAUCCACAUUCACAUAGUUCAUAUAGCAAUUAGCAUGUCUGAUACCAUUGAUAUGAAUGAUCAUUUAUUCCAUUCUCAUUAAAAAAUAUUCAUGCAGUUAUUGCAAACGAUAUAAAUAUAGAAAACAGAAACAGUGCAUUUCUUGGAAGGUUCCACAUAUAUGGGGCUGGGCGUGCUGUGUACCUGCACUGUUGAAUUGCCAAUAUGUUGAUAUAAUGAGCAUCUACCUCUUUUAGCUGUCAACAGUCAACCGUGUGUAUAUUACAUUGAAACUCCUUUCAAGGAAAGAAAGCUAACGUGGUUCAUAGCUCUGUAAAUGUUUGCUUGUUCAAGUCAUCUCAUCAUUGAUACUGUUCAAAUUCAUAAUCAUCCAAAUUCCAUUUGAUCUUGUCCUUUGGAUGGACGAAAAAUUUUAAACUGUGAUUUUGCUGGUUUACAAAUUCCUGUGCUGGUUGAGGAUAUACUGCCAAGCAAAAUUAAUGAUUUUCCAUAAAAAUACACCAAGAGUGUGCGAAUCAGAUCUUUCAAUUUCCAAUAUUUAAUCAACAAAACAAUACUAAUGUGAACAGCUUGGUAACUUUGCUACCAUCGCUCACAUAUGAUCAGAAGUAUAUUGAUUUAUUAUUGCCCACUAAGCAAAUGUCAUGAUCAAAAUCUAGGAAUUUUGUUGUUUAAUUUAUGGCAUAACUGAAUUUUAAUUUAUUACUUUGUUUCGAUUUUGUACUCUAUAACAGCAAUGCGCAAUUUUUAAUUACUUCUUUUGGAAUUUGUAAGAUUAUCAGAACCUACAUGUACUAUAAAUAUUCUUAUAUGUUUAAUUCAGAGGGGGAAGUAGUAUAAAUCUUGAGAAGAGAAAAUUAUUUGAAGUAUAGGAUAUAUGAAAGAGGAAGUAUAACAUGAAGCUGAUGUUUGAGAUUAUUGAUUGCAUGUGAUUUUUAAGACAGGAAAGCUGAGCAAUGUUUGUAUUGAAACAGAGUGAAACAUCACCCCCAUAAACAUGACAAAGGCGUCAACUGCAAACAAAUAAUCAAAUUUUAUGCGAUAAACACAAAGACUACUAUCUGUUAUCGUGUAAUGUUGUAAGUUGACACACCUGCUUUCUCUGCCCAACUUCUGAAAACAUUAUUUUUCACUUUCUAAGAAUUUGAUUGCUCAACCGCAUUUUGUGACGAGAUGACGGGGGAAAAAAUGAUGUAUCUCUGCCAUACCGUGUCUAAAUAAGCAUAUGUGUGCUAAGCGGUACUAGUCUUUUUUUUGUUUACCAGUAAUUUUCUUCAUCUGCAUGUACAGAGUUGCAUAAUGAUUCAGGAAAUUGCAUGGGUACAUGAUUCCAUAGAAGGGCAAAUGAUAUAAAUAUAUAUAUAAGUGAUGACAACUUGAUAACCAAAGUUUGGAGAUUGAUCAAUCGUUUCUAUAGGCAUUAUGAUUAUUAACCAGUCUGUUUUGAAAUUAUAGAGGCCAAGUGAAACUGUUGAAUUUGGUUAUUAUUAAACACGUACAUUCUUCGUCUUUUGUUAUACUAC